Molecule: messenger RNA, 2437 nt
Organism: Amblyraja radiata (thorny skate)
Lineage: Eukaryota; Metazoa; Chordata; Chondrichthyes; Rajiformes; Rajidae
Gene: adra1d
Product: adrenoceptor alpha 1D
Exons: 2
Coding region: 564-2144 (526 amino acids)
Biological process (GO): cell-cell signaling; phospholipase C-activating G protein-coupled receptor signaling pathway; adenylate cyclase-activating adrenergic receptor signaling pathway
Cellular component (GO): plasma membrane
Molecular function (GO): alpha1-adrenergic receptor activity
Source: RefSeq, a predicted model, not a curated record
UGCUGCCCUCUGAUGGCGGCCGCCGCAAGCGCAAGGAAUCGGUGACGUGAGGACCAUCCCGAGGAGGCGAGGUUUGCAAGUGAUUGAAAAGUGAUCUUGGUGCUUCAGCACCCAACCGCCUGAAGAGAUUGUCAGCGGUGGUCAGCUUCGGCGACACUUCUUGCCAGUGCAUGAAAUUGUGUGUGUCUGUGUGUGUGUGUGUGUGUAUGUUGGAGAGAGAGGAAUGAUAUUAUCCCGGGACUCUGCAGAUGCUAGGGAUUGAAACGGUGCAGGGAGGAAAAGUUGCAAAGGCGGUUGGACAGGAGUCGGCGAAGGAGAGGGAUGUCACCAGGGCGGAGGAGUCUCACGGGGCUUCUUCGAUCGAGCUGGAAAUGCGGAGGAGAAAUGUCCUUCCCCGGUCACCCCGCCAGGCUGGGUCAUGGAGUUUGAAUCUCACCCGUUUGGGCACCGGCAGAAUCCGCGGCGUUGCAUGGGAAUCUUUUUGACACAUUGGCACGAAGCGAGGGCUCGAAGCGGCUGAAGUUGGCGAAACCUACUUACAUGGAGACGGCAGUCCUUCCAAGAUGACUUUUGCGGAGUUUACCAAUGAGAGCUUGGACGGGAACUGCUCCAACGCAUCGGCUCUGAGCUAUGCCGUGUUUCCCAAUGAUUCCAUCACCGCCAACAGGUCGGGCCACUCGGACGGGUUGGAUGUCAGCCAAGCGGUGGCCCUGGGCGUUAUCCUCGGUGCCUUCAUCCUGUUCGCCAUUGUGGGCAACAUCAUGGUCAUUCUGUCGGUGGCUUGCAACCGGCACCUGCAGACAGUCACCAACUACUUCAUCAUCAACCUGGCCAUCGCCGACCUCCUCCUCAGCACCAUCAUCUUGCCUUUCUCGGCCAGCCUGGAGAUCUUUGGCUACUGGGCUUUCGGGAGAAUAUUCUGCGAUGUCUGGGCUGCCGUCGACGUCUUGUGCUGCACGGCCUCCAUAAUGAGCCUGUGUGUCAUCUCCAUCGAUCGCUACAUCGGCGUGCGCUACUCUUUACGCUACCCGACCAUCAUGACCGAAGUGAAGGCGGUGUGGAUCCUCAUUGUCCUCUGGGUCACCUCCAUCGUGGUCUCGGUGGGUCCACUCUUGGGCUGGAAGGAGCCCGCCCCGGACGACGAUACCAUGUGCAACAUCACCGAGGAGCCGGGAUACGCCUUGUUCUCCUCUCUAUUUUCCUUCUACCUGCCUCUCAUGGUUAUCCUGGUCAUGUACUUCCGAAUCUACGUGGUAGCCAGGCGGACUACCAAGAGCCUGGAGGCCGGGGUGAAGAGGGAGAGGAGUAAGACCAUGGAGGUGGUCCUGAGGAUUCACUGCAGGAGUGUGUUGGACGAUUCCCACUCCAACUUCAAGAACAAGGGACAUCAUUUGCGCAGCUCCCUGUCCAUGAGGCUCCUCAAGUUCUCCCGGGAGAAGAAAGCAGCCCAAACUCUGGGCAUCGUGGUCGGCGUCUUCACCCUUUGCUGGCUGCCAUUUUUCACCAUCUUACCGCUGGGCGCUUUCUUCCCGUCGAUCAAGCCCCCGGACGUGGUUUUCAAGGUGAUCUUCUGGCUGGGUUACUUCAACAGCUGCAUAAACCCCAUCAUCUACCCGUGCUUCAGCAAGGAGUUUAAGCGAGCCUUCACCAGGCUGCUGAAGUGCCAGUGCCGCAGGAGGCGGCAUCCUCCCUGGCGCCUGCACAGCCAGCGGGACUGGCAGGCCUCCAUCAACAGCUCCGAGCGCGGCUUCAACGAGGACGCCAUGAGCCGGUCCGUCAUGAGCCAGGAGACGCUGUCCAUCAACAGCUCCUCCAAGCUGAGCCGCGGGCGGUGGGGGAGCAGCGAGCGAGGCGGCGUGGGCGUGGGCGUGGGCGGAGAGGCCAACCAAGCGCUCAGCCAUCACAGCUGGAGACUCUUCCCCUCCUUGUCCAACUCGCCCUUCCAACUCAGAGAGAAGAUGAACAACCUCUCCAACAAGUUCAGGGUGGGACAGCACCAGCCCUGCGCUCCAGCCCAACCCAAGGUAGAGGGCACGUCGGUGGAAUCCAUCUCCAUCGGCCUGUGCCAGGAGUUCAAAGAGCAAGCUGCUUAUCAAAUAUACGAUGUGACUGACUCCUUCGGGCUGAAAGAGACCGACAUUUAAGGUGAAGGCCGCAGGACUUCUCUGGACUGAGAUGCAUGUUCUGUAAACGUGUUUGUUCAAGGAUCGUUGAUGUUUUCGCAUUUCCAAUUUUGACUUGAGAAAGGAUAAAGGGUAUAAAAAAACACACACACGCAUGCCACGAAAUCCUUCAGCAGCUCCUUCGAUGCUGUUCCCUUUAUCUUCCUUGGGAUUUCUCUGGCUCAUGCUUCCUCCUGUUGAGAGUCAUAAAGCCAUACAGCAUGUAAACAGGCCCCCCAGCCCAACUCAGCUUUGACCAAGAUGCCCCAUGUAUG